AUGGCAUCCACGAACCCGGUAGUAUCUUCGAAGCCGGUCGCUGAGGUCGGAGUGGACGUGCUGCCGGACGUUACCCACGAGAUCGCACCUUCAGCAGCAUCGAGUCAACCCAGGCCUUGGGAGAUGGGAGGAUUCAGGGGAACAUCACAUCGAUAUUUUCGGACCUUCCAGCGGUAUGUCUGGGAUGAUCCAGACAAGCCCAAAGAUGAGAAAUGGUUCCUCCUUAAGCUCGACUUCUUCCUCCUCACGUCCACCUGUCUCGGUUAUUUCAGCAAAAACCUCGACCAGACCAACCUCAGCAACGCAUACGUGUCGGGCAUGAGCGAGGCUCUGCACAUGUAUGGCAGUGAGUUGACAUACGCCGGCAAUGUCUUCACGGCCGGGUAUGUGAUCGGUCAAUUGCCCGCCGCGGUUCUGGCCACCCGCGUCCGCCCAUCGAUCCUGUUGCCCACUCUCGAGUUGCUGUGGUCGGUCCUCACUUUCUGUACGAGCGCCGUGACCUCGGUGUCGCAGCUGUAUGCCAUCCGCUUCCUCAUCGGCCUUUUGGAGUCGGCAUACUUUCCAGUGGCGAUAUAUAUGGUCAGCUCGUGGUACACCAAGAGCGAGCGCGGGAAACGGGUCACGCUCUUCUAUUGCAGCGCCACCCUAGCGGGCAUGUUCAGCGGCUACUUGCAGGCUGGCGCGUACAAAGGCCUGAAUGGCAAACUCGGCCACGCUGGCUGGCAAUGGCUUUUCAUCGUGUGUGGCGUCAUCAGCACACCGAUUGCCGUGCUGGGCUAUUUCUUCUAUCCAGACUUCCCGGAGACGACCCGUGCUUUCUAUAUCACGGAGCAAGAAGUAUCGUUGGCAAGGGACCGGCUGGCCCGGGAGGGGUUGAAGCCUCUGGGAGCGUCUGCCUGGGAUCGAACCAAGCUCUUUCGAAUGAUGGGACAAUGGCAGUUUUGGGUCCUUCCCAUCGGGUACUUCCUUGUCCAGGGCAGCUUUCCCAUAUAUCAACCAGUCUACGCGCUCUGGUUGAAGUCGACGCACCAUUCCACCUAUCAAGUCAACGUUUGGCCAACCGGUCAAGUUGCCAUCGGUGUGGUUGUCCAGGUUCUGGCAGGCAUGCUUUCGGAUUCUCCCCUGCUGCGAGGCCGGCGCUGGCAAGCAAUGAUUUUCAUGGCCAGCGGGACCUUAUUCAGCACCAUAGUCCUGGCUGUGUGGGAUAUCCCGGACGCACUCAGGUACGUGGCAUAUUAUUUGUCGUACACCGCGGCAGGCGUGCCCGGCAUCUAUUUUGCGUGGUUUCCAGACUUGAUUCCACACGACCAUGAGAUGCGUGGAUUCGUGAUUGCCGCUUCAAACACGUUCAGCUACAUCCAGUCCGUAUGGUUCACCAUUGUGUUCUGGAGGACCGUGGAAGCUCCAGAGUUCCACAAUGGGUUCAUUGCAGCAUCGUGCUGGGGUGUGGGACUCAUUGUGCUUACGCUUGUCAUUCGCCGACUUGAAAUACGAGACAAACGACGUCGCAAAGCUAUAAGCGAAGGAUCCGGCGAUGUUGAGGUGGAAGGGGCUGCAACUCCGGUGUCAGAAAAGGCCGACAGUGUCUCGCCCUCAGAAGCGCAACAGGAGCAUGGAAUCCUCAAGUAG
Messenger RNA from Capronia coronata CBS 617.96, 1629 nucleotides. RefSeq lists its product as uncharacterized. Bases 1 to 1629 code for a protein of 542 amino acids. The transcript has a single exon. Gene Ontology annotation, biological process: transmembrane transport. Gene Ontology annotation, molecular function: transmembrane transporter activity. Gene Ontology annotation, cellular component: membrane. NCBI's taxonomy places the organism in Eukaryota, Fungi, Ascomycota, Eurotiomycetes, Chaetothyriales, Herpotrichiellaceae. The record is from RefSeq and is a predicted model, not a curated record.